This is a messenger RNA of Cimex lectularius (bed bug), 2635 nucleotides long. RefSeq names its product serine/threonine-protein kinase NIM1-like. Bases 241 to 1413 code for a protein of 390 amino acids. Gene Ontology annotation, molecular function: tau-protein kinase activity; protein serine/threonine kinase activity; ATP binding. The transcript is spliced from 11 exons. Gene Ontology annotation, cellular component: cytoplasm. Gene Ontology annotation, biological process: microtubule cytoskeleton organization; intracellular signal transduction; protein phosphorylation. NCBI's taxonomy places the organism in Eukaryota, Metazoa, Arthropoda, Insecta, Hemiptera, Cimicidae. The record is from RefSeq and is a predicted model, not a curated record.
GCGGCCGCCCUCGCCCCUCGCCAGUCCGCUGCAAGCCGUCGCACAGUCGACGUCGUUUUCUGCUCGAGUUCCCGCCCGAUACUUCGUCAACGCUGUAUGCAGAAAGAAAGAUUCGUUUGGAACAGAUUCCACAGCAGCUAAAUCAAGUUUGGCGCAGAUUGGACAGCGUAUUUGUUGUGAACGUGAACCGGAAACAUUGUGGUAGUGAAUGCGUGGGAGGAGGGAUGCUGGGGGGAUGAAAUGCCUGUGGACAAGGGCCCGCCCCUUCAUUUCAACAACAACACCCAGCGAUCUCUUUACGACAAAUCUGUGCACAACUUGCAUCAUGACCAGAAGUGGCAACAAGAGACGACCCUCGGGAAGCGUGUCGCGCUGUACAAGCUUCAGGGGGAACUCGGCAGGGGUAACUUCUCCAUCGUUAAGCUCGGCGUUCACGAACUUACCAAAGAACGGGUCGCUGUCAAAAUUAUGGACAAGUCCAAGCUGACACCAAAGGCGAGAAAAAUGCUCGUCCGGGAGAUAGCAAGUAUGGAGGCGGUCCACCACAAAAACAUCAUCAGGCUGUUUGAAGUUGUGGAGACAUUCUCUAAACUGCAUUUAGUCAUGGAGUUUGUCAAUGGUGGUGAACUUUACCAAAAACUUUUAACAGAGGGAAAAAUGAAAGAGACCGAUGCCAAGCAGACAUUUGCCCAAAUCUUAUCAGCAGUUAAACACUUACACGAACGGAAUAUUAUUCACAGAGACAUUAAGGCUGAGAAUGUUUUUUGUGGCCCAAGGGGGAUAGUUAAGCUUGGUGACUUUGGAUUUAGCACAAGAGCUUCAGGGAGUGAGGAAUUGAAAACAUUUUGUGGUUCACCACCAUAUGCUGCUCCGGAGCUUUUCCGGGAUGAGAGCUACAGUGGGCGUCCUGUAGAUAUUUGGGCUCUGGGUGUACUCCUCUUUUUCAUGACAACUGGACAUAUGCCCUUCCCGGCAGACUCUAUUGCUGGGCUGAAAAGGAGCAUCCUCCUCGGAGUGAUAACUGCUCCUGCUCAUCUCAGUCUACCCUGCCGAACUCUCAUAAGAGGGAUUUUGAGGCAGACGCCAAAGGACAGAUUCUCACUGGAUCAAAUAGCCGAGUCUGAAUGGAUGAAUGGGCACUCAAUAAAUGGAGGGACAUGUGAGAAGUACAUACUGUCACCAACCCUAGGGGUGCCAAUGGAGAAACUCUCACAAGAGGAAAAGACUGCAAGGGAGAAACUGGAAGCGCUUGGCAUCACCCAGAGCAUGCUUGAGCACGAGAUGAUCCAGGGGGCUCGAAGCACAGUCAUAGCUUCUUACAGGAUCGUCAUUCAUAGGUUGCAAUGCAUAGCCCAACUGCCUCCGAUUCAGCCCGUGAAACCCCAAAAAUCUCGAGCUUGCUCUAUAUUGUAAUGAUAACCGAUUUAGAAUAGCUCCUUUGUGAGAGAAACAUUGACCUGCACUAUGAGGCUGAAUUUAAAAACAAAAUCUUUCCACCUAGUUAAGCCCAAUUAAUAUUCCAAAAUCCUAUUUACUAUAUAAUUUCUAUUGAUUUUAUUCCCUGUCAACCACACUCCUCGCCGAGCUCAAAAUCCAUUGAGGGCAAUCGUCUCGAAUAUGAGUUAUAUUGUCAUAUUUUGAAACAAAAAUAAAUAAACAAUUCACAGUUACAUGUGUUUUUUAAAUAUUGUGGUUAUAAAAAUAAUGUGCCAAAACUUCAAUUCGAUAUUUGUUAGUAAAAAGAAACCAACUUUUUUAUAUACUGGUUUGAUUGCAGUAAAUUUCUGGAACAACACAAUUCUGCAACAUUUUUGCCGCUAAUAUUUUACUAAAUUCAAUUCUGAAUUUUGGAAGGUUAACAAGUAUGAAAUACUUUUCUAUUAAAACAAACAUAAAGUUUGUCUUCAACUUAAUGUAUUAUAUUUUAUUGCAUUUUAUUUAUACCUAAUGUUUUAUUAUGAAAACACUGUUAAUUGGGUCUGCAUGAAUUUUUAAAAGAUGUUUUAUAUUUUGUAGUAAGUACCAAGCAAUAAAAAUUGUUGAAGAACCACAAUGUUAAAUGGCAGGUCUUAACAAUUUAUUUCAUAAUUACAAAUGAAAUCUUUUUAAAGAAUGUACAGCAUUGGUUUAGUCUGAAUUGCAAUCAAGUACAGGUCAAUGAAUAACGUACUCUUGUCAUGAAUGUAUUCCUAAUGUUUAAAAUAUUUAUAUAGAUAAAUCCCUCUGGAACAAGGGAAGGCAGUAUUGUAGAUUGUAUUUUUUUAAUGUUACAUUUUGCUCAUCUGAAUGUUCCACUCUAUCAAACUAUUUUACUAUUGUUUUGUACAUAGAUAUACAAACAAUGUAAUCUAUAAGUGUUUUAAAUAAGUAACCGCCUAGAGUAGCUCUGAUACUUUGUAAUUUAUAUACAUUUCUACAAAUUAGAGGACUGUUAGUAACUAUUGACCAAUUAAAUUUUUUUAUCGAUGUUUAUAAUUAUAGUUUAUACAUGUUAGUAUAUGUUAUCAAUAUAAACUGUCAUCACAAACAUUCUCCUGUAUGUACAUAUAAUAGUAUUGUGUUAGUGUAAAGUUGUUUAGAUCUUAAUGAAUGACAUUGCCAUUUGUACAAUGUUGACAAUAAAAACUAAUUUGAA